CCACCCCCGCUCACCGACAUGCGCUCCCACCCCACCCCUCGACAUGCGCUCCCACCCCCUCCCUCGACUUGCGCCCCCACCCCACCCCCCGACGUGCCCUCCCACCCCACCCCCGGCAUGCGGUCCCCCACUUACGAGAUGCGGAGGGUCGCGGUGACUGCCACAAGCUUGAUAGGGGGGGAGGGGAGCAAUGAGGGGGGAGGGGAGAGAUGAGGAGAGGGGUGCGAUGAGGGGGGACGGGGGCGCGAUGAGGGGAAGGGGGAGAGAUGAGGGCGAAGUGGGCGAAGGGGAGCGAUGAGGAGGGAGGGGGUGUCAGAGUAAAGGGCAGUAGACAGCGAUAAGGCGCGUACUCACCAUGAACGACAAUAUUACCGUAUGUAUGCGUAUAUAAACAAUAAAACAUGGUUGUGCGAGAUUUCCUCCCGCCCGUUUGCAGUCUCGCUCCCCUUCUCCCUUCGCGAUGUCGCUGCGCUCCUCGCCUCGUGGGUGUCCGGCCUUCGUGCGCCGAUCCUCUCCGCCCUUGCCCGCUUUCCGUGUCCCCCCCUUC
This is a messenger RNA of Schizophyllum commune H4-8, 547 nucleotides long. RefSeq lists its product as uncharacterized. The transcript has a single exon. Lineage: Eukaryota; Fungi; Basidiomycota; Agaricomycetes; Agaricales; Schizophyllaceae. The coding region runs from base 19 to 213 and encodes 64 amino acids. The record is from RefSeq and is a predicted model, not a curated record.